Messenger RNA from Cladocopium goreaui, 2331 nucleotides. The record is from the annotation of a GenBank genome assembly. NCBI's taxonomy places the organism in Eukaryota, Dinophyceae, Suessiales, Symbiodiniaceae.
AUGCCUGCUCCAGCUACACCAGCACUAGCCUUGGGCUCACCCGCCGUGGAGGCCAGCGAGCUGCAGAAACUCUGCGAUGAGCUGACCUCCGUGGCGCAGGAUUUGGAGGCGGCGGGUGCGGAGGCUGCUGAGGCGCGCGUGCGAAAAAUCCUCUGCGGCCUGGGCUUCAGCAAUGCCAUGAUUGACGGCCCCGUGAAUGUCUUGUCGGGAGGUUGGAGGAUGCGUGUUUCUUUGGCCAAGGCUCUCUUCUUGGAGCCUGACCUCUUGCUGCUGGAUGAACCGACGAACCACUUGGAUCUGGAUGCAGUGAUUUGGUUGGAAGAGUACCUCACCGGCUAUCCCAAGACUCUAUUGGUGGUCUCUCACGAUGCCGAUUUCCUGGACUCGGUCUGUACAGACGUGGUUCACUUGGAGGAGAAGAAACUCAACCGGUACAAGGGUGGCUAUACGGACACAGUCUUCGAAGAGGGCGAAGAUGGUUUUGACAGGCCAUUCUUGAUGAAGGCCGAUGUCUUCCGAGCUACAGAGAAGCAGGACCAGUCCUUUGAACCUUCAGGUCAAAUCGAUCCAGGAUAUUUCGUGGCGGCGCUGCUGCGAUGUUGCUUCGGCGUGCUGCAUGCGCCAGCUUCCGGUAAGGCGGAGGCUGAGAUGGUCAACACCUUGUUGGACAAGCACUUGGUGGUUCGACUGGUUUCCUUGGUGAGGAUGUGUGGCCCAUUCAACUGCUGCUGCGGCAUCAAGUUCUUCCAACUGAUGGGUACAGUCUUACAGUCUCGAAGCAGCAAUCCAGACGUGGAGAUGUUGGUCACUUGCAACAUCCUCAUGUCGUAUGCCACCAGCGUGGUGGAGGAUGCCGUGAAAGCCUUACAAGGAGAUCCAGAACAGAAGAUCUUGGGGCGCUUGCUGAGCGAGGAAAUGGCCAAGUUGUGCUCAGUGGUGUGCGGAUCUUUGCCGUAUCUUCAAUUUGCCGAUGAAGACAAGCAGUUCCACCAGAAGUUCGUGGAGUGCUGCUUAGACGAGAUGGUGCCUCCGAAGCUGGUCCAUUCCUUCGUGCAGAUGGCGUUGUAUUGCCACCAGGGCAACGACACGCCUUCGCCCAUCGAGGAGGACGUGAGGAACCUCUUGGUGAAAAUCAUCGAGAGAUGUCCCAGUCGACAACGGGACACCUGGCAGGUCUUGUGUUCCACGCUUCUCACCGGCGAAGUGGACAAGGGACAGGAAUGGCUGUCCGACUUCACUGACGCGGUCCAGAAGAGUGCGGCCCAGAGGAUCUUGGAGGAGCAACAAGCUGCCAAGGCCUUCGGUUCGCAGAAGAUCACCUUCGAGGAUAGUCAUCCGGAACGCGCAUUGUGCACCUUCAACGCAGAGGUCAUGGUGUUCAACCAGCGGCUGAGUGUCUCUCGAAUCCAGCAUGGAUCGUUCUUGAACUUUGUGGUGACCAAUAAGGCGGUCCGCAUCGUUGACACCAGUGUGGUGGGAUAUCCUGCGGAAGAUCCUGGGCAGAUCAAGGACUGCGAGUGGAAGCUAAAGGAUCUGGUGCGCAUCACUCGAGGCUUCCUUCCGCAGGGCCUUUUCCUUGGUGUGCGGCGGCAGAUUGAGGAAGAAGGUCGGGAUGUGGAGGGCAUCGUGGCAGUGGUGUUCCAUCGUGCACGCGAUCGCGAUGCCGCCCUAGGAAAGCUCCAACACCUGAAGUUGUUGCCUGUGGAUGACGAUCGACUCUUGGACGAGGUUUUGUCUGCGGAAGUGAAGGAUGACAUCCUCCUGGCUGUGCAUUCUCCACCUGAGUACGGCUUCUUCCUCACAGACUCGGCUUUUAAGCUCUACAUCCUCACGAAGGCAGCGAUCCACGACUUUGUGGUGGAUUUCACGCAGUGGCGGCCAAAGAGUAGCGAGGAGCUGGAGGAUAGCACCCGCUUCAAGAUCAGCCCAGAGAUCAAAGCCAUCCGACGCUGUGGAGACGCCACGGUGCGAGAAAACCCGGAGUUGGCUGAUUCCGCUACAAGCGGCUACAACGGUGUUGAUUCAUCGCCGCAUGCCAUCUCUGAGGCACAGCAGCCCUUGCUGAGCAAGAUCGCGGAGGCACGGCCCUUCCAAGCUUUGGAGAAGGUCUCCUUCUUUCCGGACUUUGGCGCCGCAGGGCUGGAUCAAUUGGACGCAUGGCCCCGCAUGGAGAUGUCCUUCCAGGAGCACGAAGGCUGGGCCCCUGCUCCGGGAGAAGAGGUCUUGGAACUCCUCGCUGCACUGGUCACUCUGGCCAUUUGUGCGAUGGGCCGAUGGGCCGAUGGGCCAGGUGGCGCACAAGAAUGGAUGCCGAACGGCCGAACCUACUGA